This is a messenger RNA of Hydatigera taeniaeformis, 513 nucleotides long. Lineage: Eukaryota; Metazoa; Platyhelminthes; Cestoda; Cyclophyllidea; Taeniidae. The record is from the annotation of a GenBank genome assembly.
GACCACAAGUGUAUUGCUGGUUGUCUAAAAUCUGCCAUCGUGUUGGAUGAUCCAUCGUCGGGAUAUCGUUCUGAGUCCCCUUUUGACUACAAGGGUUUGAAUCCUCUCGAAAUACCUCUGCGUGCCGGAUGGCUUCGGGUUUACAUAAAAGCCACUCCGGAGGCAGAGGGACGCGAUGUCAUUGCCUACGUAGCACCCUGUGGUCGGCAUAUACGCAGUUUCUCCGAACUGGACCACUUCUUGCACCAGACUGGCAGCCAACUGACCUCCGAUCUCUUCUGCUUUGAUAAAGAAAUCAAAAUCAAUGGAGAGUUUCGUUGUGAAAAGGCCUUCAUCAGGAUUGCGGACCUGUCGUAUGGGAAAGAGAAUGUCCCCGUGCCGUGCGUAAACAGUGUAGACAACGAGUCUCCGUGUUUUAUUGACUACAUCCCCAAUCGUAAACCGGUUGGCAAUGUGGAAAUUAAUGAGGACCCCGAUUUCCUUGUCUGCUGCGAUUGCACGGACAAUUGUCGG